This is a messenger RNA of Solanum dulcamara, 676 nucleotides long. RefSeq names its product putative vesicle-associated membrane protein 726. The record is from RefSeq and is a predicted model, not a curated record. Gene Ontology annotation, cellular component: membrane. Gene Ontology annotation, biological process: vesicle-mediated transport. Lineage: Eukaryota; Viridiplantae; Streptophyta; Magnoliopsida; Solanales; Solanaceae. The coding region runs from base 1 to 666 and encodes 221 amino acids. The transcript has 5 exons.
AUGGGGCAACAAACGUUGAUCUACAGUUUCGUUGCCCGGGGAACAGUGAUUUUGGCUGAAUACACCGAGUUCACGGGUAAUUUCAAUAGCAUUGCAUCGCAAUGCCUCCAGAAAUUACCCGCAUCCAACAAUAGGUUCACUUACAAUUGUGAUGGCCACACUUUCAAUUUCCUUGCGGAGAAUGGUUUUACCUACUGUGUGGUUGCUACUGAAUCAGCAGGCAGGCAACUUCCCAUUGCCUUUUUGGAACGUAUAAAGGAUGAUUUUAGCAAGAGAUAUGGUGGAGGAAAAGCUACUACUGCUACUCCUAAAAGUCUAAGCAAGGAAUUUGGGCCAAAAUUAAAAGAGCACAUGAAGUAUUGUGUUGAUAAUCCUGAAGAAAUUAACAAGCUUGCUAAGGUGAAAGCUCAAGUUUCAGAAGUUAAGGGAGUGAUGAUGCAAAACAUUGAAAAGGUUCUUGAUCGUGGUGAAAAGAUUGAACUUCUAGUUGAUAAAACAGAGAAUCUUCGAUCACAGGCUCAAGAUUUUAGGCAACAGGGAACCAAGAUAAGGAGGAAGUUGUGGUAUGAAAAUAUGAAGAUUAAACUGAUUGUGUUAGGGAUUAUCAUAGCUUUGAUACUCAUUGUCGUUUUGUCAGUUUGCCCUGGCUUCAAAUGUCUUGAAUAAUUAAUUUGCA